Messenger RNA from Linum trigynum, 1152 nucleotides. NCBI's taxonomy places the organism in Eukaryota, Viridiplantae, Streptophyta, Magnoliopsida, Malpighiales, Linaceae. The record is from the annotation of a GenBank genome assembly.
CGCGAGAUUGUAUCCCACAAACCCCUAUUUAUGGCCUCCCUCUCAGGUGGUUUGGGAGGUGGUUGUACUGACUUCCCCUGAGAGGUCAGGUUUUUAAUGCUCCUUCUCUUGGCCGUCGGUGUGGUUGUGCAGUAAUUGACUUUAAUGCUGAGUACUUCUCCAUUAACGUCUUUGUUAUGUUUCUUGAUCCUCUUGCAAGGUUUGCCAGAAGAAUGCCCCGAGUGUGCAAGAACGAGACAGAGACACACCAACCAAAUCAAACAUAUCAGACGCAGCUCUCCCUGAAAGCAAGAUAGAUCAUGGAAAUGGUUACCGUGCUGCACGUGAAUGGUGGCCUGGAAGAGACCAGCUACGCCAUGAACUCCUUGCUUCAGCGGAAGGGGAUUUCAAGGACUCUGCCGAUAACAAAGGAAGCCAUUGCAAAACUGAUGUGUAGCUCGGGUUUCCCCAAAGGUAGCAGGCUAGUGAUCACAGAUUUGGGCUGCGCUUCAGGACCCAACACCCUUCUCCUCGUGUCGGAGGUGAUCAAGGUCGUCGACAAGCUUUCCAGGGAGCUAGGCCAGGAAUGCCCCGAGCUUCAGGUCUUCCUGAACGACCUCCCAGGAAACGACUUCAACCAUGUCUUCACCUCCAUUCAAGGAUUCAGGGAAAACAUGAAGAAAGAAAUGGGAGCUGCCCAAGCUAUACUGGAUCUGAAUCCUGAACCAUUAAUUUCCAUCGCUGGAGUUUGGGGUUCUUUCUAUGACAGGCUUUUCCCCACUGACAGCCUUCACUUCAUCCACUCUUCCUACAGUCUUCAUUAGCGCUCUCAGGUUCCUCAAGGUCUGGAGGAGAACAAGGGAAACAUUUACCUAGAGAGUAGCAGCCCUCCAGGUGUGUUGGAAGCCUAUUAUAGACAAUUCCAGAUGGACUUUUCUUACUUCUUGAAGUUUAGAGCUAGGGAAUUAGUGACAGGAGGUCGGAUGGUACUGACGCUCCAUGGAAGGAGAGGUGAAGAACCUUCUGAUGAAAAAGAGUGUUGCUACCUUCUUAUGUCGAUAGCUCUCUACCAAAUGGCAUCUGAGGCACAUAAAAAAGAGAACAACCCAAAAGAGUGUUCAUAUUGUGAAGUCUCUCACAAGUCACAUGUAAUAACAAAGUCGUAGUAUCCUU